UCUGGCUCCACAUGCUGACACCUUUGACGGGUAAAAUUUCCACGCGGGAGAUCGGCGCGGCACUUGGACAUCAUUGCACAAAUUCCAUCGCAUCUCACAAGCAUGGUGAAGAUCAGCGCACUCUUCGCCGUGGCCGCCACCGUCGCGGCCUCGGCCAAGAUCUCGGUCCAAGUGCACCGCAACUUGGAAGUGGCGAAAACGUCCAACGUCGUCGUCAAGUUCCACUGCGGCCAAGCUCUGACCAACCACCGCCGCCGAUUGAAGGCAGGCGCGUCGCGCACGGAGACGAUUGAGUCGCUCGUGCAAUCGUUGAAAGAGCACACGGACCAGUCCCAGGCGAGUGUGAAGAACCUAUUGUCCACGGAAGUGGCGGCGACGUCGAACAAGGUCAAGGUAACCACGACGUGGAUCGACUGCUCCAUGUACAUUGACAAUGCGUCGGACGACCUCGUCAAGAAGAUUGCGUCGCUGCCCGAAGUCAAAUCGAUCAACGAACCGGUCGUGAUCAAGCUCGAACAACCCAAGAAAUCGGAUCAACCCGCCGUCGUGGCUGGUGCCAACCAGUGGGGCGUCGACAUGAUCAAUGCGCCUGCUUUAUGGGCGACUGGGACCAAGGGCGACGGCAUUGUCGUCGCCAAUAUCGACACGGGCGUUCGAUACACCCACGAAGCGCUCAAGUCGAACUGGCGCAAGGAAUACGGGUGGUACGACCCGUACAACAACACGGACAUGCCCGUCGACCCGUGGGGACAUGGCACGCACACGAUGGGCACCAUGGUGGGCACGACCCAAGGCAUGGGCGUCGCUCCCAACGCCAAGUGGAUGGCUUGCGUCGGGUGCCCCGAGAACAUGUGCCCGGGCAAUAUUCUCACGCAAUGCGCGCAAUUCCUUCUGUGUCCGCAUGACAAAGAUGGCAAGAAUCCCGACUGCAGCAAGGCGCCGCACGUGAUCAACAAUAGCUGGGGCGCAUACAGCACGUACUUUUGGUGGGAAGACACGAUUGCAGCGUGGCGCGCCGCCGGCAUCAUUCCCGUCUUCUCGAACGGGAACAACGGGUACGACGGAUGCGGCACGGUCGGGUACCCUGGCUCGUCGCCCCAAGUGAUUGGCGUCGGCGCGACCGACAGCACGGAUCACUUGGCGUACUUUUCAAGCUUGGGCCCGGCGGUCACGUACCGCAUCAAGCCCGACAUCUCGGCCCCCGGCGACUGGGUGACGUCGGCUGGCAACUACGACGACACGGGCCUCUCGACCAUGUCCGGCACGAGCAUGGCCGCGCCGCACAUCUCUGGCUCCAUCGCGCUGUACUUGUCUGCCCACAAGAACGCCACGUACGACCAAGUGUACACGGCGCUCACAAACAACGUCGACACCGACACGCUGAUCCCUCCCAACAAACGGUGCGACAGCAUUCCCAACACUGAAUACCCGAACAACCUGUUUGGUUUUGGCCGCGUGAAUGCGUUCAGGGCGGUGACGGCUCCGCCGUCGACGCCUCGCCCGACGCGCCCCCCCACGCCGCCCAAAUGCUCGUCCUGGACACUCGACUACGACUACGUCGGCGGCGACAUCAAGUCGGUCUCGUCCCGCGACUUUGACGACUGCUGCGACGAGUGCGACAAGACGCCGCUCUGCAACGCGUACACGUUUACGUGGGACAACAGCGGGACGUGCUGGCUCAAGACAAUCGAUGACUCGACGCCGUGGGCGUACAAAGUGGGCGCUCGAUCCGCCAAGCUCGUCAACCCGACCAAGCCCCCGACCAAGUGCGGCACCCUCGAAAACAACACAGACUACCUUGGCAACGACUUGACCUCGACCAAGCAAACGCAGCCCGACGCGUGCUGCGCCGACUGCGAAAACACCCCCCGAUGCAAACUGUUUGUCUGGUCCAACUACCUCGGCGGAACGUGCUGGCUCAAGCACACCAAGGGAACCAAAGUGGUGUCGAAUGGAGCCAUCGCUGGCCAGUUGCCGACGUCCGCCACGUGCACUCCCAUCGAAGACAACGUGGAUUACUUUGGCAACGACAUCAAGUCGACGAGCCGCGCGUCGGCGGACGCGUGCUGCGCCGAUUGCGACAACACUGCCGGGUGCAAGCUGUUUGUCUGGUCCAACUACAAUGGCGGGACGUGCUGGCUCAAACACACGCAAGGCGUGAAAUCCACUGUCAUGGGCGCCCGCGCGGCCAAGUUGGUCGCGUCGCCAACGUGUGCGGCCCCCGAGACCAACGUCGACUUUGUCGCUCAAGACAUUGCCGAAGCGCCAGGCGCGCAAGCGGCCGACUGCUGCGCCGCGUGCCAUGCCAACCAAGCGUGCAACGCGUACAGUUGGUUCAACGGCAUGUGCUACUUGAAGGGUCGUCGCGCCAGCACGAUCUCAAAGACGGGAGUCGUCUCGGCCCGCGUCGACAAGUGCAGUCCGCUCGAAGUGGAUGUGGACUACGUCAACAACGACCUGUCGAACGUGUCGGCGGACGUGGCGGACUGCUGCGCCAUUUGCCGACAAACGAGCGGUUGCCGCGCGUUCAGCUGGUUGAAUGGCGUGUGCUACUUGAAGAGCGGCAAGGGGGCGACGAUUUCCAAACCGGGGGUCCAGUCGGCGACUGUGAACUAGGUUGUUAACAUCGUGUUAUAAAUAUCUGCAUGACCACACA
This is a messenger RNA of Aphanomyces invadans, 2656 nucleotides long. RefSeq lists its product as hypothetical. Lineage: Eukaryota; Oomycota; Saprolegniomycetes; Saprolegniales; Verrucalvaceae. Gene Ontology annotation, cellular component: extracellular region. Gene Ontology annotation, molecular function: protein binding; serine-type endopeptidase activity. The record is from RefSeq and is a predicted model, not a curated record. The transcript has a single exon. Gene Ontology annotation, biological process: proteolysis. Bases 103 to 2616 code for a protein of 837 amino acids.